GAAAGCACCGCAAAAACUCAUAUUCAUUCUUCGAGAUUCAUAUUGGAACGAUCUUGUCAAUUUUGCGACAUCGCUACACGAGAUUUACGCGUGUAGAAUGUCAGGUAAUUACACACAAGCGACGGACUCCGCUGCACUGCGCACGAUCGUAAUAUCGACUUUCAUGGCUUUCACGGACGUCGCCGUAUUUUUUGGCAACUUUUUGGCGGUCGCGUCGUUUUGUAUCAACAACAAACUACACACAGUUACAAAUUCAUUCAUCGUCAGCAUGUCUGUGGGCGAUUUGUUGAUCGCUCUUGUGUGCAUACCAACUCUACUUGUGGCAAACUUGAUAGGACCAAAUCUAUCGUUGAAGAAAGGCUUGCGUUAUUGUCAUGUGUCUCUAUCAAUCACGAUAGCGCUAAUGAUCGUUGCGAUCGGCAACUUGGCGUUAAAUUCGCUGGACAGAUACCGUGCGAUCUUGUACCCACUUACAUACAACGUGCGAAUGACAAAGCGACGCGUUUUUUGGAAGAUCGCUCUAGCGUGGAUCGUUUCGUUCGUUUUCGGAUUCGUGCCGUUCCUCGGUUGGGGAAGGCUGCCAAACAAACGCAACGAGAAAGAAACGUUGUUUUGCCAAGUGCGCGCGAACCUGUCGCGUGAUUACAUGCUUGCUUUCCUCUGCAUCGCCGGCGUCCCGUUUCUUUUAAUGGGCGCGGCGUAUUGGAAGAUUCUGAAGACCGCGCGCAGACAUAGCAAGGUCAUAGCGGCGGACGUCGCAAGAUUACAGGAAAACAAACGGGCUGAUUAUAUCAAGGAGACGCGCGCGGCGAAGCUCGUCGGCGCCAUAUUGGGCGCCUUCGUGCUCUGCUAUUUACCGCUGUUCGUAGCGGUCGUGGUCGACGUUUCGCUGAGCGGAGGUAUUAGUUCAUAUGUCUACGUUGGCGCAGUUCUAUUAGGCACUAUCAACUCUUCUGUGAAUCCCUUCAUUGUUGCCGCCAUGAACAGGGAGUACAGGCAAACCUACCAUCGGAUCAUUCGUUGCAGAUGGCGGAUGGCAACGGCUGGCGGCCAAUGUGUUCAGGCCUGGAGGAAAUAAAAGAUUCGAUGCGACCUAUAAUUUUAAUAUUAUUAUUGUUGUUAAU
Molecule: messenger RNA, 1124 nt
Organism: Dendronephthya gigantea
Lineage: Eukaryota; Metazoa; Cnidaria; Anthozoa; Malacalcyonacea; Nephtheidae
Product: octopamine receptor-like
Exons: 1
Coding region: 98-1078 (326 amino acids)
Biological process (GO): chemical synaptic transmission; G protein-coupled receptor signaling pathway, coupled to cyclic nucleotide second messenger
Cellular component (GO): dendrite; membrane
Molecular function (GO): G protein-coupled serotonin receptor activity; neurotransmitter receptor activity
Source: RefSeq, a predicted model, not a curated record